This is a messenger RNA of Alexandromys fortis (reed vole), 5353 nucleotides long. It is a transcript of the gene Ralgapb, whose product is annotated as Ral GTPase activating protein non-catalytic subunit beta. The record is from RefSeq and is a predicted model, not a curated record. NCBI's taxonomy places the organism in Eukaryota, Metazoa, Chordata, Mammalia, Rodentia, Cricetidae. The transcript has 30 exons. The coding region runs from base 301 to 4809 and encodes 1502 amino acids. Gene Ontology annotation, biological process: activation of GTPase activity; regulation of small GTPase mediated signal transduction. Gene Ontology annotation, molecular function: GTPase activator activity.
CCGGCGGCCACUGAGGCGGGGGCCCUCUUGCCCUCCGUUGCUCUCCUGGCCGGGCCUCGGCAAGCUCAUUCCUGAAUUCUGAAGCGGACGCACCGGGCGCGGGAGCGCAGUCCUGGUCCGCGGCUUCUGCCGGGUGUGAGCGAACCUUGGAGGGUCGGACUGGCCGCGCGCGCCCCUGGCAGCCUGGGGACGGGGGCGGGUCUGGAGUGGUGGCGGCAACUCGGAGGAGAAUGCGGUCCACCGCAGGGCUGUUGGAGUUGCUGCCGUCCGGUGCCAUUUGGAUAGUACUUUAGCGGCACAAUGUACUCUGAGUGGCGGUCACUGCAUUUGGUGAUUCAGAAUGAUCAAGGCCAUACCAGUGUGCUACACAGCUAUCCAGAGAGUGUUGGGCGAGAGGUGGCGAAUGCAGUGGUCCGUCCUCUUGGGCAGGCAUUAGGUACCUCUUCAGUGUCUGGUAGUGAGAGUUUGUUAAAAACUGACAAAGAAGUAAAAUGGACUAUGGAAGUAAUUUGCUAUGGACUGACCCUUCCAUUGGAUGGAGAGACUGUAAAAUAUUGUGUUGAUGUAUAUACAGAUUGGAUUAUGGCUUUGGUAUUGCCUAAAGAUUCUAUUCCAUUACCAGUUAGUAAAGAGCCUAAUCUAUAUGUUCAAAGUAUAUUAAAGCACCUACAAAAUCUUUUUGUACCAAGACAGGAACAGGGCUCCAGUCAGAUCCGACUAUGCUUACAGGUUCUGAGAGCCAUUCAGAAACUGGCCCGUGAGUCAUCCAUCAUGGCUCGAGAAACCUGGGAAGUCUUACUGUUGUUUCUUCUGCAAAUUAAUGACAUACUUCUGGCCCCACCAACUGUUCAAGGUGGCAUUGCUGAAAAUCUAGCAGAGAAGUUGAUUGGUGUUCUUUUUGAAGUUUGGUUAUUAGCUUGCACCCGGUGCUUCCCAACACCUCCUUAUUGGAAGACAGCCAAGGAGAUGGUGGCUAACUGGAGGCACCACCCAGCAGUGGUGGAGCAGUGGAGCAAGGUCAUCUGUGCACUUACUUCCAGAUUGCUCCGCUUUACAUACGGCCCUUCAUUUCCUCCGUUUAAAGUUCCUGAUGAAGAUGCCAACCUGAUCCCUCCAGAAAUGGACAAUGAGUGUGUUGCACAAACAUGGUUUCGAUUUUUGCACAUGUUAAGUAAUCCUGUGGAUCUGAGUAAUCCAGCCAUUAUAAGCUCAACCCCCAAGUUUCAGGAGCAGUUCCUGAGUGUGAGUGGAAUGCCACAGGAGCUGAGCCAGUACCCCUGCCUUAAACAUCUGCCUCAGAUAUUCUUUCGUGCCAUGCGUGGAAUCAGCUGUCUGGUGGAUGCAUUUUUAGGCAUUUCUCGACCGAGAUCAGACAGCGCUCCCCCAACACCUGUGAAUAGAUUAAGUAUGCCUCAGAGCACUGCUGUGAAUACCACACCACCACAUAACCGGAGGCACCGGGCUGUGACUGUGAAUAAGGCCACCAUGAAGACAACCGCGGUUACUACUGUUCACACCUCGAAAGUCCAGCACCAGGCAUCCUCCACUUCUCCUCUGUCAAGUCCAAAUCAGACUAGUUCAGAACCCAGGCCGCUGCCUGCCCCUCGCAGACCAAAGGUUAACAGCAUCUUAAAUCUCUUUGGAUCGUGGUUAUUUGAUGCAGCAUUUGUUCACUGCAAACUCCAUAAUGGAAUAAACAGAGACAGCAGCAUGACUGCCAUUGCAACACAAGCUAGCAUGGAGUUUCGACGAAAAGGGUCCCAAAUGUCCACAGACACCAUGGUUUCCAAUCCUGUGUUUGAUGCAAGUGACUUUCCUGAUAACUAUGAAGCAGGAAGAGCUGAGGCUUGUGGGACAUUAUGUAGAAUUUUUUGUAGCAAGAAGACUGGAGAAGAGAUUCUGCCAGCUUAUUUAUCCAGAUUUUACAUGCUUUUAAUUCAAGGUUUGCAGAUAAAUGAUUAUGUGUGCCAUCCUGUCUUGGCCAGCGUUAUUCUAAACUCCCCUCCUUUGUUCUGCUGUGACUUGAAAGGGAUUGAUGUUGUGGUUCCUUACUUUAUUUCAGCUCUUGAAACCAUUUUGCCUGACAGAGAACUCUCAAAAUUCAAAAGCUAUGUAAAUCCAACAGAAUUGAGAAGAUCCUCCAUUAAUAUCCUGCUUUCUUUGUUGCCCCUCCCUCAUCAUUUUGGCACAGUCAGAUCUGAGGUGGUCCUAGAAGGGAAGUUUAGUAAUGAUGACAGCUCUUCUUAUGAUAAACCAAUAACUUUUCUGUCCCUGAAGUUGAGACUUGUGAAUAUACUAAUCGGUGCCUUGCAAACGGAAACGGACCCUAACAACACCCAAAUGAUACUAGGAGCAAUGUUAAAUAUUGUUCAGGAUUCUGCACUUUUAGAAGCCAUUGGUUGCCAAAUGGAGAUGGGUGGUGGAGAAAACAACCUGAAGAGUCAUAGUCGUACCAAUAGUGGCAUUAGUUCAGCAAGUGGAGGAAGCACAGAACCUACAACGCCUGACAGUGAGAGACCUGCUCAAGCUCUCCUAAGGGAUUACGCUCUUAAUACAGAUUCAGCUGCUGGGCUCCUGAUUCGCAGCAUCCAUCUCGUCACCCAAAGACUCAACUCCCAGUGGCGGCAAGACAUGAGCAUAUCCCUGGCGGCUCUGGAGCUCCUCUCUGGCCUGGCAAAGGUGAAGGUGAUGGUUGACUUGGGAGACCGGAAGCGUGCCAUCAGUUCUGUGUGCAGCUAUAUUGUAUACCAGUGCAGUCGGCCAGCUCCUCUUCACUCCCGGGAUCUGCACUCCAUGAUAGUGGCAGCAUUCCAGUGUCUCUGUGUCUGGCUGACAGAGCACCCUGAUAUGCUGGAUGAAAAGGAUUGCCUUAAGGAAGUAUUGGAGAUUGUAGAACUGGGUAUCUCAGGAAGCAAGUCCAAAAACAGUGAGCAAGAGGUCAAGUACAAAGGCGAUAAGGAGCCAAACCCUGCGUCCAUGAGGGUAAAGGAUGCUGCAGAAGCCACUUUAACAUGUAUCAUGCAGUUGCUUGGCGCUUUUCCUUCACCCAGUGGUCCUGCCUCUCCUUGUAGUCUGGUGAAUGAGACCACUCUGAUCAAAUACUCCAGGCUGCCAACCAUAAACAAGCAUAGCUUCCGGUACUUUGUCUUGGAUAACAGUGUCAUCCUGGCAAUGCUGGAGCAACCGCUUGGAAAUGAGCAGAAUGAUUUUUUCCCCUCUGUCACUGUGCUGGUCAGGGGAAUGUCGGGAAGACUUGCUUGGGCUCAGCAGCUUUGCCUUUUACCCAGAGGAGCAAAAGCAAAUCAGAAGGUACAUCAGAAGUUACAGUGUCUUUUUGUGCCAGAAUCUCGCCCAGUUCCUAAAAAUGAUGUUGGAUUUAAAUAUUCUGUGAAACAUCGACCAUUUCCUGAAGAGGUGGACAAGAUUCCUUUUGUAAAAGCAGAUUUGAGCAUUCCAGAUUUACAUGAAAUUGUCACUGAAGAAUUAGAAGAGAGGCAUGAAAAAUUAAGGAGUGGUAUGGCCCAGCAGAUCGCUUAUGAAAUACAACUGGAACAGCAGAGCGAGGGAGAAUUGCAGAAGAGAAGCUUUCCUGACCCUGUUACGGAUUGUAAGCCUCCUCCUCCUGCUCAGGAAUUCCAAACAGCCCGUCUUUUCCUUUCUCAUUUUGGAUUUUUGUCCUUAGAAGCAUUGAAGGAACCCACAAAUAGUCGUCUACCUCCUCACCUUGUUGCACUCGAUUCUACCAUACCUGGGUUUUUUGAUGACAUUGGGUAUCUGGAUCUCUUGCCAUGUCGUCCUUUUGACACAGUUUUUAUUUUCUACAUGAAACCAGGUCAGAAAACAAACCAAGAGAUUUUAAAGAACGUGGAGUCUUCCAGAAAUGUUCAGCCACAUUUCCUAGAAUUUUUGCUUUCCCUUGGCUGGUCAGUAGAUGUGGGCAGGCAUCCUGGUUGGACGGGACACGUGUCCACCAGUUGGUCAAUUAAUAGUUGCGAUGAUGGUGAAGGGUCUGAACAAGAUGAAAUAACUUCCUCUGAAGAUGUUGGGGCUAGCAUUUUCAAUGGGCAGAAGAAGGUCCUGUAUUAUGCUGAUGCCCUGACGGAAAUAGCUUUCGUGGUUCCUUCUCCUGUGGAGUCCUUAACCGAUUCUUUGGAAAGUAAUAUCUCAGACCAAGAUAGUGACUCAAAUAUGGAUCUUAUGCCUGGAAUUCUGAAGCAGCCACCCCUGACACUUGAACUGGUCCCCAAUCACACAGACAAUCUUAAUUCCUCACAGAGGCUUAGUCCCAGUUCCAGAAUGAAGAAACUGCCUCAGGGUCGCCCUGUGCCUCCCCUUGGACCUGAGACAAGAGUGUCUGUAGUCUGGGUGGAACGCUACGAUGAUAUAGAAAACUUUCCCCUGUCAGAUCUGAUGACAGAGAUCAGCACUGGUGUGGAAACUACUGCUAACAGUAGCACCUCUCUGAGAUCUACAACUCUUGAAAAAGAAGUCCCAGUAAUCUUCAUCCACCCUUUAAACACUGGAUUGUUCCGGAUAAAAAUCCAAGGAGCCACUGGAAAAUUUAACAUGGUCAUCCCCCUUGUUGAUGGGAUGAUAGUCAGCCGGCGAGCCCUGGGCUUUCUGGUGCGGCAGACUGUAAUAAAUAUUUGUAGAAGAAAGAGACUGGAGAGUGAUUCCUACAGUCCUCCACAUGUCCGUCGGAAACAGAAAAUCACUGACAUUGUCAACAAAUACCGGAAUAAGCAGUUGGAGCCAGAGUUUUAUACUGCCCUUUUCCAGGAGGUUGGGCUCAAGAACUGCAGCUCUUAGAGCACAGUCUGCCCAGGGCAGUGGACUGCAAAAUGGGCUCUGACAUCCAAGCAAGACAGUCCUGAAAAACACAAGCGAAUCACUCCCAAGACUCACUGUUCAAUCACCAGAACCACGAUGUGAAGCCACUGGCUCGACUGCCUGCUUUCUGAUGAUGGACCUCACAUAGUCACACUCCUGCUGAAAAGGACAGCAAGCAUUUUAGCCAUAAACUUUAUUUUAAAGUGACAAUUUUAGUAAAUAUAAGCCUUUUGAGGAUAAAGGCUUUUAUGCAUCAGUUAAAUACAUGCAUUGGUAGUGUCAACAGGCUUGCAAGGUAGGAGCUGAAGAUAGUUUAUACCUCGCUUUUUAGGAGGGUGUAUUCAAAAUUAAAAUCAGUCUCAGAACCUUCCAGAACUUUUUAAGGCUCAAGUUGACACCGUGAAGGAGGAGGUAGCAGCUUUGUGCUCAUGUUUCGAUCUAUUUGUUACCUGUCAUACUGACAGGUGAAACAUAAAGGGUUUUACUCAGAUGAGUCUGACAUUAAAAUAUUUCCUAUUUCUUU